AUGAGCAAUGAAGUGAAAUCUACUAUCGGUGUAAAAGAGCGACUGUUAAGCGCUGUGGCAGGUUCGUUUCUAACUUCGCUGAUACUCACACCUAUGGAUGUGGUCAGAAUACGACUCCAACAGCAGCAGAUGCUUUCAGACUGUGUUUGUGAAGUUGGUAGCGAUUCGCUGGUGAAGGUUGAAACCGCUAAAGGCGUGUUCUGGCAGGAUGCUUGCUUCCAGGACGUUCAAUGUAAGAGCGGGCCAGUACGAUAUACUGGAACGCUGGACGCUUUUGGAAAAAUAGCUCAAGUCGAAGGUGUCACCAGCUUGUGGCGGGGAAUGUCUAUUACCCUUCUCAUGGCUGCACCUGCAAAUAUGGUCUAUUUCAUAGGAUACGAGACUCUCAGAGACAAAACGCAACUACAAGAAACACACCCUGUCGUCAACCCUCUUUUAUGUGGAGGCGUGGCACGAGUUCUAGCUGCGACAACAGUAGCACCCUUGGAGCUAUUAAGAACCCGCCUUCAAAGUAUACCGCGAUCUAGCCCCAAUUCCACGGCUACCAUGAUGUUCAAAGAUCUGAUGAAGGAAUCUCGCCUCGAAUUCUCUAAGAUCGGAUAUCGGGCAUUUUUCAAAGGUCUAGAAAUCACGCUAUGGAGGGACGUCCCUUUCAGUGCCAUAUAUUGGGGUACCUAUGAAUUCUAUAAGCAUAGGGUUGCUAAUGAUCCUGAUAAAACAAUCAUCAACUCCUCCAGCCAAAAAUGGAAUCAAUUUAUCAACAGCUUUGUAGGAGGCACUAUUGGCGGUACUAUAGCAGCUAUUUUUACUCAUCCUUUUGACGUUGGUAAGACGAGAAUGCAGAUUUCCUUUUCGAUGAGUACUUCCAACCCUUCAGAAAACGCAUCUAAGAAUAUGUUCAAAUAUUUGAACGAUAUCCGUACAAGGGAGGGCCUCCGAGCACUUUAUACUGGGAUGUUACCACGGCUUGUUAAGGUGGCCCCUAGUUGCGCCAUCAUGAUAUCCACCUACGAAGUUUGCAAGCUUUUUUUCAGUGCCUAA
Molecule: messenger RNA, 1041 nt
Organism: Lachancea dasiensis
Lineage: Eukaryota; Fungi; Ascomycota; Saccharomycetes; Saccharomycetales; Saccharomycetaceae
Source: the annotation of a GenBank genome assembly